Molecule: messenger RNA, 1548 nt
Organism: Dufourea novaeangliae
Lineage: Eukaryota; Metazoa; Arthropoda; Insecta; Hymenoptera; Halictidae
Product: probable cytochrome P450 6a14
Exons: 6
Coding region: 46-1548 (500 amino acids)
Molecular function (GO): monooxygenase activity; heme binding; iron ion binding
Source: RefSeq, a predicted model, not a curated record
GCAGACCUGUUUCAAGGGAAGUACUCAUAAUAUAGCUGAUCCAAAAUGGCAGAUGGUCUCCUUAUAUUUUGCGGCGUGUCGGUAAUACUACUUUUACUCUACUACUAUCUUACGUCAAUCCACAACUUUUGGAAAGAUCGCGGUAUACCUGGACCGCGGCCCACGCCCAUCUUUGGCAACCUUCGAGCAGUAACAUUCAGAGAAAUAUCCAUGGCCGAUCUUGUACGACAAAUGUACAAUGAGUACAAACACGUGCCAGUGUUCGGAAUUUUCGCAGGGAAUUCACCAAUUUUGAUUAUUAACGAUAUGGAUAUGAUUAAAGACGUUCUGAUCAGGGACUUCUCACUUUUCUCUGAUCGAGGAGUGCCAAUAUUUCCCGAGGUGGAACCACUGUGCGAACAUUUAGGCCAUUUAGAGCCGGAAAGGUGGCGGCCAUUGAGGACAAGACUCUCGCCAGUAUUCACAUCUGGCAGAAUCAAAGAGAUGCUUCCCCUCGUGGUAGAAUGCGGGCAGCACUUGAAAGAGUAUUUGGAUAAAGUGGUGUCGAACGGUAAACCUGUCGAUUGUCGUGAAAUAGCUGCGAAAUUCACUACCGACGUAAUCGGUAGCUGCGCCUUUGGAAUUGACAUGAAUGCACUCUCCGACGAGAACAGCGAGUUUCUUGCCAUGGGCAAAAAGGUGUUCACACUUUCUCCUAAAAAACUUAUGAGAGAAAUCGGCAGACAAUUUUUUCCUCGUUUGUACAAAGUAGUGGGUCACGUAUUUCAGACAACUUACCUUACAAACUUCUUUAUAAAUGUCGUUGUGGACACGAUAAAUUACAGAGAAAAAAGCAAUAUAAUUAGGCCUGAUUUCAUUAAUAUGCUUAUGGAACUCAAGAAGAAUCCGCAUAACUUGGAGAAUAUCGAACUGACAGAUUCGUUACUCGCUUCGCAGGUGUACGUCUUCUUUAUAGCUGGUUACGAAACUUCCUCGUCCACGAUGAGUCAUUCACUUUACGAACUAGCAAUAAACACUGAUAUGCAGGAUAAGUUACGGAAAGAAAUCAGGGAAAACUACGCACAACAUGGUGAAACUUUGACAUUCGCUCAGGUGAACGAGAUGAAGUACUUGGAUUUAGUGUUUAGAGAGACUCUGAGGAAGUACCCAAUCGUGCCUAUGUUGAUGAGAAAAGUGUCCACAAAUUACACUUUUAAGGGAACAAAUGUUACUAUCCCAAAAGGUACGAAUGUAUGGAUACCAGUGUACGGAAUUCAUCGCGACCCUGAUAUUUAUUCGAAACCUGAAGUGUUUGAUCCUGAAAGGUUCGCCGAAGGCGCCGUUCCGGCCAAGCAUCCGAUGAGUUAUUUAGCUUUCGGCGAUGGACCACGAAAUUGCAUCGGUGCCCGUUUCGCAGUUUACCAGAGCAAGGUUGGACUUAUCUCGAUUCUUCGUAACUACAGAGUCGAUGUUUGUGAAAAAACAAGGAUUCCGUAUGAGUCUGACAGUCAGUCGCCCUUGUUAAUACUGAAAGGAGGAGUAGUAUUAAAAAUAACGAAAGUAGAAUAA